AUGGCAAAUUCUUUGUAUUUAAAUAGAGACCCUGAUUACUUUUUGGAUCGUGAAACAGAUGAAAAGACGAAACACUUGCAAAGAAAAUUAUGGUAUUUUUUGGUCAAUGCGGAUGUGGAGGAUUCAAUAACCUUUGGGACGCCAAUAUGGACGAUGCAGGAUAACUAUGACACCAAUCUCCCGUUUUACUGUCAAAACAAUUCGAACUUGAUAGAUAUGGAAUUUGAGGGGCAAUUAAUAAAAGCGUUUGAAUAUUUGAAUCCUGUUAUAUCCAGUGUUCAUUCCAUCCUCGAGACAAUCUUAAAAGUAAAAUCGUCACCGAAGAUAAUAUAUGUUGCAAAAUCUUUAUCUGAGCUUGAAAAUUUGAUUGAUGAUAGACUUGGAGGACUAAAUGAAUAUCUUGUACUGGACGAUAGUUUGCCUGAUUUUUUAAAAAUAAUGAAACUAAAGUUAUUAUUGCAUUGCAAAUUAUUUUUAUCUUACACAUAUUAUUGUCUUCAUGUGUAUUAUGAAGAAAGGGGAAUAUUUCAUUUGCACUUGUUUUAUUUAAAGAAACUGAUUAUGAUAAUAUUUCAUGAGUUGGCAGGUAUUUCACUGAACUUAUUACAUAAUUAUAGGUCAAUACUUUGGACCUGGAUUUACAUUUAUAAUGACACCAGUACUUGA
Debaryomyces fabryi is the source of this 666-nucleotide messenger RNA. RefSeq names its product fungal specific transcription factor domain-containing protein. Gene Ontology annotation, biological process: DNA-templated transcription. Gene Ontology annotation, molecular function: DNA binding; zinc ion binding. The transcript has a single exon. The record is from RefSeq and is a predicted model, not a curated record. Lineage: Eukaryota; Fungi; Ascomycota; Pichiomycetes; Serinales; Debaryomycetaceae. Bases 1 to 666 code for a protein of 221 amino acids.